Molecule: messenger RNA, 4944 nt
Organism: Alosa alosa (allis shad)
Lineage: Eukaryota; Metazoa; Chordata; Actinopteri; Clupeiformes; Clupeidae
Product: dynamin-2-like
Exons: 21
Coding region: 249-2846 (865 amino acids)
Cellular component (GO): membrane; cytoplasm; microtubule
Molecular function (GO): GTP binding; microtubule binding; GTPase activity
Source: RefSeq, a predicted model, not a curated record
CAUAAGUUUUUUAUUAUUCAGCCGAGUUCUACCCUCUUUUUGUUGGCCGCUGAAUUGUGUGUUCUUUGCGUCGUCUUGCAUUUAUUUAAGUCAUCUUUGACCAAACUGUGACAGAACAGCCUCCGAAGCACAAGAGUUUUUUUUUUUAACGGUAUAGCCUUAUUUCUGCAAUUAAGCACUUGGAUAGGCUACUCCGCCUCACCCAGUGAACGUUUCGGUGAGUGCCACCGUGUCGCCGCGGGAUAGCCAUGGGGAACCGGGGAAUGGAGGAUCUCAUUCCCCUUGUCAAUAAACUUCAAGAUGCCUUCAGCUCAAUCGGACAGAGUUGCAACUUGGACCUCCCUCAGAUUGCUGUGGUCGGUGGACAAAGCGCAGGCAAAAGCUCUGUGUUGGAGAAUUUCGUGGGAAGGGACUUUCUUCCACGAGGCUCAGGGAUCGUCACCCGCAGACCUUUGGUCCUUCAGCUGGUCAACAACAUAGCAGAGUAUGCCGAGUUCCUGCACUGUAAGGACAAGAAGUUUGUGGACUUCGAUGAAGUCCGUCGGGAGAUUGAGGCGGAGACGGACCGGAUCACUGGUUCCAAUAAGGGAAUCUCCCCCAUACCCAUCAACCUUCGAGUCUUCUCACCCAACGUCUUGAACUUGACCUUGAUCGACCUCCCGGGCAUGACGAAGGUUGCUGUGGGUGACCAGCCAGUAGACAUCGAGUUUCAGAUUAGGGACAUGCUUCUUCAGUUCAUCACCAGGGAGAAUUGUCUCAUCCUGGCUGUGACGCCAGCUAACACUGACCUGGCCAACUCAGACGCCCUCAAGAUCGCCAAAGAGGUCGACCCACAGGGCCUGAGGACCAUCGGCGUGAUCACCAAGCUGGACCUGAUGGACGAGGGGACAGAUCGAGACAUCUUUGAGAACAAGCUGCUGCCGCUGCGCAGAGGUUACAUUGGUGUGGUGAACCGUAGUCAGAAGGACAUUGACGGCAGGAAGGACAUCAGUGCGGCUCUCACCGCUGAAAGGAAGUUCUUCCUGUCGCACCCGGCAUACCGCCACAUAGCCGAGCGGAUGGGCACCCCUCACCUGCAGAAGGCCCUCAACCAGCAACUGACCAACCACAUCCGCGACACUCUGCCGACUCUGCGCAGCAAACUGCAGUCUCAGCUGCUCUCGCUGGAGAAGGAAGUGGAGGAGUACAAAAACUUCAAGCCCGAUGACCCGCAGCGAAAGACCAAGGCUUUACUCCAGAUGGUUCAACAGUUCGGUGUGGACUUUGAGAAGCGCAUCGAGGGUUCAGGUGACCAAGUGGACACUGUGGAACUUUCUGGAGGUGCUCGCAUCAACCGCGUCUUCCACGAGAUCUUCCCCUACGAGCUCUUCAAGAUGAAGUUUGAUGAGAAGGAGCUCAGGAGAGAGAUCAGUUAUGCCAUCAAGAACAUCCAUGGUGUCAGGACGGGGCUGUUCACGCCAGACAUGGCAUUUGAGGCCAUCGUGAAGAAACAGAUCGUUAAGCUGAAGGAGCCGUGUCUGAAAUGCGUGGACGUGGUGGUGUCUGAGCUCUCCACGCUGAUCCGCAAGUGUACAGAGAAGCUGACUUCUUACCCCCGGCUAAGAGAGGAAACUGAGCGGAUCGUCACCACCCAUGUGAGGGAGCGAGAAGGCAAGACCAAAGAGCAGGUCUUGCUCUUGAUCGACAUGGAGCUCUCCUACAUCAACACCAACCACGAGGACUUCAUUGGAUUUGCCAAUGCUCAGCAAAGGACCGCCAAUGUGAGCAAGAAAAGAGCCAUGCCCAACCAGGGGGAGAUUUUGGUGAUCAGACGUGGUUGGUUGACCAUCAACAUCAGUAUUAUGAAGGGCGGGUCUAAGGAGUACUGGUUUGUGUUGACAGCAGAGUCUCUGUCUUGGUACAAGGAUGAUGAGGAGAAAGAAAAGAAAUACAUGCUUCCUCUGGACAACCUGAGGAUCAAAGAUGUGGAGAAGGGCUUCAUGUCAACCAAACACACCUUUGCCAUCUUUAACACUGAACAAAGGAAUGUGUAUAAGGACCUGCGUCAGAUCGAGCUGUCCUGUGACUCUCAGGACGACAUAGACAGCUGGAAGGCCUCUUUUCUCAGGGCUGGGGUUUUCCCAGAGAAUGACCAGGCGGACACUGAGGAUUCCAGAGAGGGCAGCGACAACAGCAUCUCCAUGGAUCCGCAGCUGGAGCGGCAGGUGGAGACCAUUAGGAACCUGGUGGACUCCUACAUCGGCAUCAUCAACAAAUCCAUCCGCGACCUCAUGCCCAAGACCAUCAUGCACCUCAUGAUCAACAGCGCGAAGGAGUUCAUCCACUGCGAGCUGCUCUCCUACCUGUACAGCUCGGGCGACCAGAGCAGUCUGAUGGAGGAGUCGGCCGAUCAGGCCCAGCGACGCGACGAGAUGCUGCGCAUGUACCACGCCCUCAAGGAGGCGCUCAAGAUCAUCGGGGACAUCAGCACCACCACCAUCUCUGUGCCCGUACCUCCACCCGUCGACGACAACUGGCUGCAGAAGGACAGCAGCCCCCCCUCCCAACGUCGUCCUCCACCAGCCAGUGCUGCUCCCCCCGGUCGCCCCCCUGCAGUGAGGGGACCCACGCCGGGGCCGCCCCAGAACCCCUCGCCUGCUUUCGGGGCGCCCCCCAUCCCGUCCCGCCCCGGUCCUCCCCCUGCGUUUGGGAACAGCACCAUGGACCCCACCCCUGCACCCCCCCAGGUGCCCUCACGCCCUGCCAGAGUACCCCCCGCACUGCCCCCUGGUGUACCUAGAAGACCUCCCUCAGCUCCAAAUCGGCCCACCAUCAUCCGACCAGCCGAACCAUCGCUGCUAGACUAGACACACACACACACACACACACACACACACACACACACACACACACACACACACACACACACACACACACACACACACACACACACACACACACACACACACACACACCGCACACACACACAUAUAUAUGAACCCAAACUCAACCCACAUUCAACACCACCUCAAGAACUCAGAGGUUGCAGAGCACAAGCUAAAAUCACUACACAAUAGUUCAGAAUAAAACAACUGCACCCAUGCACACACAUCCAUUCACAUGUUUCAUCACACAUAGGCAUAACAAAUUACUUACAUACAUACGUCAACCCACACAACCUGUACACACAAGCACAGGCAUAAGCACAGGCACAAGCACACAUCUGUACCAUUUCUAUGUGUAAGCUCUAGCCUUAGAUUAAAGGGCCCUUUACACCUGGAACAAUAACUAAUAAGAUAACUGUAACUAUAACAAUAAAAGCAUCCACACUGACAAACGAUGUGUUGAUGGUUAAAAUUGGAUGAAUUCUGAUUGGCUGUCAGCUCAUUCAUCUUUCUUAAUGUUAUCGUUUAUGUGUGGACUUUGUCAUUCAUAUUAGCUAGAAUGUUGCUUUUUUGUCGUUAUCCUUAUAGUUAUUGUUCUUGGUGUGAACAGCCCUUAAGUCUCAAUAUAAAUCCAACAUAAAAUCAAGUUUGUAAAAUAACACACACACACACACACAGUCUUAUCUCUUUAGGGACCUAAAAACUGGUGACAUUAGCCAUGAUAUGAAUUCAGUUCUGUCACCUUUGACCUCAUCUCUUAUUGGUCCACUGGUGUUUGAUUAUUCCUCAUAAUAUUCUAAUGUAAUUCAAAGAGGUGACAGUAUACUUACGAUUUGUCAUCUUACAAUGACUUAUUAACUCAUGUUUUUUUUUUUAUGUAUAGAAAUUUGUGUUCAAAGUGUUCAACAAGCUUUAAGACAUUGGAACUGAAUUUUACCCAGUGUACUACAUAACUGGGUCUACAAUUUCAGUUGGUGGAGAGAAAAAGAAAAAAAAAAGAUCCUUAAAUUAAUGGAUUAAAAUGUACUUCUCAAAAGUGAAGUAUUAUUAUCCCAAAAGUGGUAUUAUAGCCUAUAUAGCCUAGAGGUUGGGGGCGGUGGGCUCUCAUGAGUCUAAUUCUGCUCCAGCAUCUGCUGCAGUCUGACAGUCAUUUAUAUGGCUGGCAUAAUCGAACAUACAUUUCCAUGCCUUUGUAAUAAUCACUCCAAUAUAUUUCUUUUUGUCCUUUUAUUUUUUUCCCUCUCAUUUUACCCUUUUUGUUUUGUUUUCCCCUGUAGGCUACUUCAGAUGUGUAUAUAUGUAUUUUUAUAUGCACCUUUUUAUGUUGAAUUGUGCGAUCCCAGCUAUGCAUGGUGGCAGGGUGGAGAUAUUCCUUUUCCCUUCUCAAAACCACUUCACCAAAAUGCAUGUCAAACCAUUUCCAAAUGACCGUGUCUACUGUGUUGUGUCGGGUGGGAUCUUUCUGAAUCCCUGGCCAUUUUCCCAUAGUGGAAACCGUGACUUCUCCACCAGAAUUGCAUAGUUGGAUACAUGUUGUGCUGAUGAUCCAUGGCUUAAGAGGUCCAUUGCAAAAAAAAAGUUGGGAGGAGGGUUAUCUGCUGAUCCUAGUUCGGUAUUUGCUCUGUAAAGAUCAUCAUUGACAUAGAAACCUUCUUGAAGUAAAUCCUAAAUUGUGUUUGAAUCUGGUCGGGGGAGAUAGUGUGAAGAUUGGGGAUUGCAAGUAAUCACAUUAUAUACAUUUUAAACAACUAUGUGAAGCAGACAUUUCCCUCUUGGCUUUUGGGAUCUGUUUUAUGAUGAUGAUUUAGUAUCAAGCAUGCAUUUGUGUUUCAUCCACAUGUGACAUCCCCUCCUCCCGCACAACCUCUCUACUCCUGUUUUUACUUUUGUACUAUCCUACAUGUAUUCUUUUGAAAAAGCAGCUUCUGUUGUUUUUUUGUUUAAGUGCCUCUAAAGCUCUCUUUUAGAAAUACACUUGUGACUCAUUGAGUUGCCGAACGAAUUAAAAUUAUGAACUGAAAAAUGGAAAUUAAUUGAAUGAAAUUAUUGAUGAGAUGAAAAUAAAAGGGACUGUCUUGGA